This is a messenger RNA of Prunus armeniaca (apricot), 1032 nucleotides long. The record is from the annotation of a GenBank genome assembly. NCBI's taxonomy places the organism in Eukaryota, Viridiplantae, Streptophyta, Magnoliopsida, Rosales, Rosaceae.
AUGGCUGUUGUACAGGCCAACAGUUUGCUUGAGGAUCAGAGUCAGGUUGAGUCUGGUCCCUUGAGCACGCUGGAGUCUGGCCCAUAUGGCACCUUUGUUGGAAUAUAUGAUGGUCAUGGCGGUCCUGAGACCUCCCGAUACAUCAAUGAUCACCUAUUCCAGAAUCUAAAAAGAUUCACAUCAGAGCAACAGUCCAUGUCAGUUGAUGUGAUACGGAAAGCAUAUCAAGCGACAGAAGAGGGAUUCCUCUCUGUUGUUACCAAACAGUGGCCUAUGAAACCCCAAAUUGCAGCUGUUGGGUCUUGUUGCCUUGUUGGUGUGAUCUGUGGUGGCACCCUUUACAUUGCCAAUGUUGGUGACUCCCGAGCUGUGCUGGGGAGAGUUAUGAAGGCUACUGGGGAGGUUCGUGCCAUCCAGCUGUCAUCAGAGCACAAUGUGGCCAUAGAAUCUGUCAGACAGGAGAUGCAUUCUUUGCACCCAGAUGACUCACAUAUUGUAGUUUUAAAGCAUAAUGUAUGGCGCGUAAAGGGAUUGAUACAGGUUUCUAGAUCGAUUGGUGACAUAUAUCUGAAAAAGGCUGAAUUUAACAGGGAGCCUUUGUAUACCAAAUUUCGCUUACGUGAACCUUUUAAAAGGCCAAUUUUAAGCUCUGAACCAUCGAUCUCUGUACAUGAACUUCAAACACAUGAUCAAUUUGUCAUAUUUGCUUCUGAUGGGCUGUGGGAGCACCUUAGCAACCAGGAAGCGGUUGAUAUAGUUCAAAAUCACCCACGCAGCGGAAGUGCUCGGAGGCUUGUGAAAACUGCCUUGCAGGAAGCAGCCAAGAAAAGAGAAAUGAGAUACUCAGAUUUGAAGAAAAUAGAGCGUGGUGUCCGCCGGCAUUUCCAUGAUGACAUAACAGUCAUAGUCGUAUUUCUUGACUCAAACCUUGUGAGCAGAGCCAGCUCAGCUAGAGGCCCUAGUUUGUCUGUGAGAGGACGUGGUAUUAAUAUACCUGCAAAAACUCUUGCCCCUUCCAUGGAAACCUCAUGA